AUGGAUCAACCACUUCCCCAGCCGAUCCCACCACAUUUAACUGAUGGAAAUAGAGGGAAAGGGAGCCCAGCAGUGUCAGUUUCUGCGUCUCAACCUGAGCCCUUGAUCAAUUUAGACAAUGAUAAGGAUGACGGAAAUGGUGCUAGGAUUGACAUACGGCUAAAAUGGAUGAAGCCGGAGGAAGUGCGCUUGGUGGGUGCAUGGUUGAACAAUUCAAACGAUCCAAUCAAUGGCAACGCCAAGAAGACUGAUCGGUACUGGGGAGAUGUUGCUAAUGAGUAUAAUAGUACCACCCCUAAAAGUAGAAGAAGAACAGCAAAGCAAUUGAAGGAUCACUUCCAAAAAAUUAAGAAAAAAGUCACUUGGUUCUGCAGCUCAUGGAAAGAGGCUAUAUCAAUUUGGCCUAGUGGUCAUUCUGAUGACCAGAUAAUGGAGAAGGCUGAAGCUAUCUAUGAGGAAUACAAAGAUGGUCCAUUUACGUUCAAGCAUUGUUGGAAAAUUCUAUGUGAUGAACCAAAGUGGCAAGUGCAACUAGAGGAAGGGGCGCAGUCAAAUAAAAGGAAUUUGGAUAUUGAGGGGAGUGUAGGAGAGCUCACUCCCUCUUUGGCACAAUCUGAAGAUCGUCCAAUAGGCAACAAAAAGGCAAAGAAAGAGGCAAAGAAAGAGGCCAAGAAGUGCCUUUCUCAGAUGGAUGAUGUGCUACAUCAGCUUACAAAACUUCAGGGCACAAAUGAAAGUCGAGAAAAGAUGUUGGAAACCCAGAAACACGUUUCAAGCGAGAAGCUUGAAUCAGCUAGACUUAACCACCUUGCAGCUAAAGAAAAUGCUAAGUCAGCUAUGCUGGAGACGUACAGAGCACUCAGUAUGAAAGAUACAAGUGCAAUGGCUGAUGAUGUCAGAGUUGAGCACUUGGCAUUUAUGAGAUGUGUGAGGGAGAGUAUAUUUGGCAAAACUGAAUUAGAUGCAAAUGGCAGUUCUUAA
This is a messenger RNA of Panicum virgatum (switchgrass), 981 nucleotides long. Its product is annotated as glutathione S-transferase T3-like. NCBI's taxonomy places the organism in Eukaryota, Viridiplantae, Streptophyta, Magnoliopsida, Poales, Poaceae. The transcript is spliced from 3 exons. The record is from RefSeq and is a predicted model, not a curated record. Bases 1 to 981 code for a protein of 326 amino acids.